GCAAGUCGGCCAAUCAGCCAGGCGGGGCUGGGGGAUGAUGGGCUGCCUCCUCCUCACUGGAGGGAUUCCUGGAGAAGCUGCAGUGUGGGGAUGCUCUAGCCCGUGCACUGCCCCCAGUGUCUUUCCACCUCCUCUUUCUGCAACCGCAGCAGGAGCAGAAGCAGCGGCAACUUGCACCUGAACCCCUGGUCGAGCCCCCUGGGCGUUGUUGCGCUGAGGGGGGCUCAGACCCCACCAGGGUGUGUGUGUGUGUGUGUGUAGGGCGGGGGCGGCCAGCUGGGACGGCUGGUGGCCCUGGAAGACCUCCCACACACCCACACCCACACACCCCUUUUGUGUUGCAGGCUCUCCUCCAAAGAGCUGGAGGCAGGGAGAGAAAGCGUGUGUAUUUCCUACUAGUCACCGAGGGGAGAGCCCUGAAGGACAGAGAUCCCGUACCACCUCCUCCAAUUUCCUUUCCCAGCUUUCCUUCACUUGGGAAACAGGACACGGACAGAACAUCUAACUUCAAGACAGCCAUCAGGGAGGACAAAGGGAAGAGAAAAAAGAGCUUGAUUGGCAGACAGUCUAGAUCCAUAGUGGAAGACCAUUCACUUGGUGAUCAAGCCCUCUUGUGAGAUUACCCUGGUGCUGCCCACAAAAGGAACGUGCAACACUGAAGAAAGAGGAUAAAGAAUAAGAGAUCCCUGAAUUCAUAAAGUGAACAAUUCCCUUGGAACCAAAAUGGUGAGUGAGAGUGAGAGUCACCACGAGGCCCUGGCGGCCCCCCCAGUGACAACUGCUGCACCAGCGCUCCCACAUAAUGUCACCGAACCGGCCACCCCGGGAGAAGGGAAGGAAAAUGCUUUUUCUAAGAUUAAGGAGAAAUUUAUGAAUGAGUUGAAUAAAAUUCCAUUGCCACCGUGGGCCUUAAUAGCCAUAGCCAUAGUUGCAGUCCUCUUAAUCUUGACCUGCUGCUUUUGUAUCUGUAAGAAAUGUUUAUUCAAGAAGAAGAACAAGAAGAAGGGAAAGGAAAAGGGAGGAAAAAAUGCCAUAAACAUGAAAGAUGUCAAAGACUUAGGGAAGACCAUGAAAGAUCAGGCCCUCAAGGAUGAUGAUGCUGAAACUGGCUUGACUGAUGGGGAAGAAAAAGAGGAACCAAAAGAAGAAGAAAAACUAGGGAAACUCCAGUACUCAUUGGAUUAUGACUUCCAGAAUAACCAGCUCUUGGUAGGAAUCAUCCAAGCAGCUGAGCUUCCUGCCUUAGAUAUGGGUGGUACAUCAGAUCCCUAUGUGAAAGUGUUCCUGCUGCCUGAUAAAAAGAAGAAAUUUGAGACAAAAGUCCACAGAAAGACCCUUAAUCCUGUCUUCAAUGAGCAGUUUACUUUUAAGGUGCCCUACUCAGAAUUAGGAGGGAAAACUCUGGUUAUGGCCGUCUAUGAUUUUGACCGUUUCUCCAAGCAUGAUAUCAUUGGGGAGUUUAAAGUAGCCAUGAAUACAGUGGACUUUGGCCAUGUGACUGAAGAAUGGAGAGAUUUGCAAAGUGCUGAGAAGGAAGAGCAAGAGAAGUUGGGUGAUAUCUGUUUCUCCCUCCGCUACGUACCCACUGCUGGCAAGCUGACUGUCGUCAUCCUGGAGGCAAAGAAUCUGAAGAAGAUGGACGUGGGCGGCUUAUCGGAUCCCUAUGUGAAGAUUCACCUGAUGCAGAAUGGCAAGAGAUUGAAGAAGAAAAAGACCACAAUUAAGAAGAACACGCUGAAUCCCUACUAUAAUGAGUCAUUCAGCUUUGAAGUACCCUUCGAACAAAUCCAGAAAGUGCAAGUUGUGGUAACUGUUUUGGACUAUGACAAGAUUGGCAAGAACGAUGCCAUCGGCAAGGUCUUUGUGGGCUACAACAGCACCGGCGCGGAGCUGCGGCAUUGGUCAGACAUGUUGGCCAAUCCCAGGCGACCCAUUGCACAGUGGCAUACCUUACAGGUAGAGGAGGAGGUGGACGCCAUGCUUGCGGUCAAGAAGUAAGGGGAACAAAAGAAGCCUUUCUGCAUUUGCCCACAUAGUGCUCUUUAGCCAGUAUCUGUAAAUACCUCAGUAAUAUGGGUCCUUUCAUUUCCAGCCAUGCAUUCCUAACCCAAGUCAGUGGUCCUUCAAAUCCUGUUUUAAUUUGCACAACUUUAAAUGUAGAGAGCCCCCUAAGACCUUCUUCACCCCACUGCCCCCCAGAUCUACUCUUCUUUUAAGCAAUAUGAUGUGUAGAUAGAGCAUGACCGAAAUUAUUUAUUGUAUCACACUGUUGUAUAUACCAGUAUGCUAAAAAUUUAUUUCUAGUUUGUGUAUUUGUAUGUUGUACGAGUUUCCUAAUCCGUGUAUAUCUAGAUGUUUUUAAUAAGAUGUUCUAUUUUAAACUAUGUAAAUUGACUGAGAUAUAGGAGAGCUGAUAAUCUAUAUUAGGGUUAAAUAUUGUAUCGUCUGCAUUCCAGCAAAAAUUCCAACGUGUAAGGCACUAGUACAGUUACAGUGACAUCUUAAAGGACAACAUAUCUGAGCUUUCAACUGAACCAUUCAAAUAACUGGAUAUUCUAAACACUGCACACUUGGAGGGGGUAGAUCUCAUUUUGUAGAAUUCUUUCACAGGCAACUUAGCAUGAUCUGAGCAGCUCCAGGGCUGACCUCAAGGAAGCGUAGCCACAAGCCACUAGAGAAUGGUUAUCCCUCCCUCAUCUCGACUUUCCCCAUCUCAGUUUCAAUAUAUCAUGGGUCAGCAUGAUUUUUUUUUGGGGGGGGGGGGAAGUUUGCAGAAACCACAGAUGACACACGAAGGCCAGCAGAUGAUGCAAAAAAAAAAAGUUCAGAAACUCAGAAAUGCAGGAUUGUUAUUUUAAAAAUAAAAAAGGCAUUCUGGUAGAUUGGCAUCAUAAGAGAAAAGGCUAAGUACUUAUCUGAUUUCCUAAAGCCAAUGAAAGUGAAGGGUCUACCCCUAAGGAUUUUACAUGGAUUUUUCAGAUUGCGGAGGGGCAACUCGCCCCUAACCUCUGUGAUGUGGAAGGGAUAACCUGUAUAGCAUUUGUCUGUAUAUAUUAUAAAAAGCUGAAAUCCUGGCUUUAUACUUUACAGUUGAGGAAGCAGUUGAAUGGGAGGGAAGUAUUUCUUAUUAUUGCACCUAGAGUAAAUAACAUGAUGAUGUUUGGUAUGUAUGUGUACAUGUAUGUUUGCUGUGGGGAGAGGGGGGGCGGGGAAGGGAAAAGAGUGGGUGGGAGAAGUCAGCAGUUGUGAAGCACCACCUGACCAUCCAAGAAGACGCUCUCCGUUCUCACCUUUAUAUAAAAUGUGCAUCCUGGGAAUUCCAUUGGAGAUUUCCCAUUCCGGAUGAACUCUUAAUGAGUUUGCACAUUAGACUUUAUAAGAAAAUAUUUUAUUAUACAAAACCAGAUUAGAAGGAAUGCAGAAUAUUUUUAAACACAGCAAUCUGUGCUUAUUACACAAAAUGACUUUGUGGUCAACAGUAUUGUAAUCCCAAUAAGACCAAAAACAAAAAAAACAAAAAACAAAAAAAAACAAAACAAAAAAAGGACGAAAUUUAGCCAUAGUUCUGAACGCACUUCGAUAAAGCCAAAACAAACAGCUAGUGAUCUUUUUAUAUGUUCUUUAUACUGAAAUGAGUUUUAAUUUGUCCUUGAAAAAAAAGAGAGAUGAAACUAAACAAAGAACAAGUUCUAGAAAACUGAAGCAACCUCUUCUGUAUACUAGAUGCUCGUUUCAGAAGGAGUUUUUCAAUGUUUUCAAUGUUAUUGUGUAGUAAUGGCACUGUUAUGAAGCUAUUCGUCAUUCCAUAUGAGUCUUAAAAGACUGCUCUGUGUAUCACUGUGACUGCCGAGUGUGCUUAGAAAACUAGUUUUCUCAGUGGAUAGCAAUCAAUUUAUUCCGUAGUGAUAUUGUUAUUAUACUGCCAUUCCCUUCUAUACUGCACUGCCGGAGGCCCAAGUAGCACCAACAGUUCUAGUUACAAAUGGACCAAUCCAGAACUGAAGAGCUACGCAUCAGACAGGGAAGUUUCGGAGAAUGGGUGGACCACACAGCAUAUUGUUGAACACUGUGCAAUAUUCCAUACUUUGCCCACCUUGGUAGGUCAUUGCCUUAUUAAACGAAGGGCAAUCUACCAUCUCAUUCUGCAUCUAGACUCUUUUUUCCACAUCACUUCAGACUUUCUCUUUCUCUCUUAAGACCAAAUUUGGCGUUGACUAGGCCACAGACAGCGACAGUUCUCUGAAGUGAAAGUUCAUUUUCCCAACAAAUCAAAAACAUAUAACCUUGACCUCAUGUUCCAAAUUUCUUAUGCUUAUAUUCAUACCAGCACGCCAUGUUCCUCACUAACUCCAAGGAAAAUCAGCUAGGGCUAACAGACGAAAGGCUUCAGCCAUUCCCAGUCAUCCCUCAAUGAAUGGAGGUCCUUACUUUAGACUUUCUUGAGAAAGGAUGAGACGGUCCUUUGGUUGUUCAGCCCAGUCAAGGCAAAAGCCACCAAACUCUUUGGAACUGGGACAAGCACAGAAUGAAAGAAUAAAGAUUGGGAAGGGGGUGGGGGGGAACAAUUCUCUCUCCCAACUUUAUUGUCCCUAAGCCAUAAUUCCUUUUCGUUCAUUUCCCAUGGAAGAGGCAUCCUACGAGAAUAAAUGCCUCUAUGUGUAGGGGAGAAAAAAAAGUCAAAUGGGACUUCUUUUAAUGAAUUUUAAGGGACCAAACCCUACCAAAGAGAGGGGCUAGACUGACUUUUAGAUUGUUGUUUGUGCGUACCACAGAGAUUUAACUUCAUCAUAUCCAGCUUUGAGUUAUUCAUACGGAACCCAGAAACAAGCAGGUUCUAGCUGCCAGACAGACAAAUACCCAUUCUCUAUCGCAUUAAGUACUCUUAAUGUAUUCUCUUCCAACACUGCCAGACACACUGUUGCCGUAGUAGAAUUGGUUGGUCCUCUGCCAUCACGCCCAAGACGGUGACUCAACCUGCUUUUUGGAGUAGGGUUUCCAUCCAUCCUCAGAUAAGCCACAUGUACCUUUCUGACAAAGCUGUGUAAAGUAUUAGAAAUCUGAUGCUGUAGAGAGAUCCUAGUUGCCUUUGUGUAUAUUUACUGCCUGCUUGAGUGUUCCUAUAUGUGGGUUUUCUCUGUAUCCUGUAGAAACGUUGGGGUGUUCUAUCCUGCCAUAACAGCCCGUGGCCUGCGAGCCGACAACUUUAGCUGUAUUUUACCUUCAUUUUCUGACGAGGUGGUUAAAAUUUUGUUUCCCUUUGUGUAGUGAAUCCCAUAGUAGUUUUCUGAUUGUUGUUACCGAUGACUUGACCUAUUACACAGAUAUUCAAUAAAAAUGUUUUAUUUCCUGUUGA
This is a messenger RNA of Dromiciops gliroides (monito del monte), 5353 nucleotides long. RefSeq names its product synaptotagmin 1 (gene SYT1). Gene Ontology annotation, biological process: calcium ion-regulated exocytosis of neurotransmitter; regulation of dopamine secretion; synaptic vesicle endocytosis. The coding region runs from base 724 to 1998 and encodes 424 amino acids. Gene Ontology annotation, cellular component: synaptic vesicle membrane; dense core granule; axon. The transcript is spliced from 12 exons. Gene Ontology annotation, molecular function: phosphatidylserine binding; clathrin binding; calcium-dependent phospholipid binding. The record is from RefSeq and is a predicted model, not a curated record. Lineage: Eukaryota; Metazoa; Chordata; Mammalia; Microbiotheria; Microbiotheriidae.